AUGGAUAAAAAAAAUGUAAAAAUUACAAAUUAUGAAAAAAUAGAAGAUACACAAAAAAAUAAAAUUAAGAAUUAUAUUAUUGAGGAUAUUAAAAUUAAUAGAAAUGCAAGAUUACACCAAAAUGAGACAAUAUCAAAUAAUGAAAAGAAAAAUAAAUUAUAUAAUUCAAAUAAUAUAAAUAUAAUAAGAGGAAAUAUAAAUGUAGAAUAUAAUAAAAAUUCAUUAAGUAAUAAAAUGAUUAAUUUAACACAAAACAAAAUAUUAAAUGAUUUUUCAAAAAAUGAAAGUAAUGUUAAAAAUAGUUCAGGAGAGAAAAAUGCAAAAUAUAAUAUGGUUAUGAAAAAUAAGAGCAAAAUAUUAAAUGAUAAUUCACAAUCCAGUAAAGUUAAUUAUUCUGAUAAUAAUAACGAACAUCUUUUAUAUAAUAAAAAUGAAAAUACAGAAAAACAUUAUUGUGUUUCAGGAAAUACGAAUAUAAUGCUCUCAUGUGAUCAUAUUACUUAUAAAAAUGAUUUGAAUUUAAAAGAAACUAAUAAUUAUUUCGAUUUAAAUCGUAAGAGAAAAAUGGAUGUAGAAGAAAAAUUAAGUAGCAAAACAAAUAUUCAUAAUAAUAAAAUUAAAAAAUAUGAUUAUAUUAAUCCUAGUAUAUGUAAAAAUCCUAAUAUAUUUUUAAAUUCUAGUGAAAUGAGCAAAUUUACUAAUAAUAAAAAUAUAAAAAAUAAUAAUAAUGAUUUUCUUGAAAAAAUGGGAGCACUACAAAAUAAUUUAGAUAAAGUUAAAAUAGGAGAAUUAAGCAAAGAAAUAUUUAGUUUAUCAAAUAGAUCUUUAUCUAAUGAUAAAAAAAAUGAGGAAAAUGCUGAAUCAAAUAAUAUUAUAUCAAAUAUAAAGCGUCAGGGUAACAAUAAAACUUGUAAUAAAAAUAAAAGUAAAAAAACAGAGACAAAAUAUACUGAUAAUACUGUGCAAAGUUAUAAUAAUAUAAAAAGUAAUAAUCUUAAAUAUAUUAAAAAUGUAUAUGAUUAUGAUGAUGGGAAAUGCAUUGAAAAUAAAAAUAAAGAAAACAAUAAUAAUGAAAACAUUAAUAACGAAUGUAGUAGUAAAGAGAACAAUAAUAACGAAAACAAUUUUCUUCCUCUUAACAUUCAUGAAAAAAAUGAAGAAAACAUAGAACUAAAUAAAAAUUUUAUAAAUGAAGAAAAAUGGAAUUUUAAAGAAAAAAUUAAUAUGAAUGAAAGUAAAAAUAUAGUACAUGAUUAUUACCUAGAGAAUAAAAAUAGAUUUAAAAAAUCAAAUGAAUUAAUUGUUGAUAAAUUUUCUGAAAAUACAAUAAAUGAUUCAAUAUGUUCUACAUUAAAUAUCAACAAUAAAAAUGACUCUCACAGAAGAAAGGGUUAUAUCCAAGAUCUAGAAGUAGCUGGAGGUGAUAAUGAAAUUUUGAAAAAAAAAAAUGGAAACAAAGAAAUAAAUUAUUCUAAUUGCAAUUUUAGCAAUUCAGUAGAAGAUAAUGAUAAUUCUCAAAAAAGUCAUUACAUUAAUAAUAUCAUUGAUCAAAAUAAAAAAGAUUCUAUACAUGGUUUAAAUGAUAAUAAUAACGUAAAUAAUCAUAUAAAAUCAAAAGAGAAAUUUAUUAUAGAUUCUUACAAUUCUUGUAAUGGAAAUCCAAUAGUCGAUGAAAAAAAAACUAGUGAAAAAGUUUCUGUUAAUAUUUUAGACAUUUCUAAUUCUAAUAAUUUGACCGAACAAAAUAAAUUUGAAGGGAUAAAUUAUAAUAAGGGUACACUUAUUAAUUGCAUGAAACAAGAAAAUGAAAAUACCUCCAUAUAUAUUGAAAAUUCAUAUAACACAAAUAAAAAAUAUAGCAAAGGAAUUAUGAAUAUAAAUAAAGAUAAAGGAUGUAUCAGCAUGAAUGAUUUAAAUUAUAGAAAUAAUAGAAUAAAUAAUAAAGAAAUAGAUGGAAAUACAAAUAAUAAUUUCAAACAAUAUUCUGGAAUUUAUUAUGGUAAUUCUAUAAAUGAAAAAGAUAAUGAUAGCUCUCAUUUUAAUUUGAAUAAUGAAGAAUCUAAUAAAUGCAUUUCCAUGGGUACUAUUAAAAAUUUUAAUAGGAGUAAUGAUAUAUGUAACAGUAAUAAUGAAUAUAAAAGUUGUAUAUAUAAUAAAAUUAAUUUUAACAGAAAUGAGGAUAAAAAUAAGUUAAGUAAAAUGAUUCCAAAAGAGGAAAAUAUUAAUUGUAGCACUAACACAGAAAAUAUUUCCAAAGAGAAAAAAAAUUAUAGGAAUAUUAAUCUAUUUAAUGAAAUACAACAUAAAUAUAAGAAAAAACUAAAAGAAGAUUUAAAUUUAUUAAAAAGUGAAAAUAUGAAUAAAGAUAUACAAGUUAUUGAUAUUUGUUCUAAUAAGGAGCUAACAACAAUAGAAAGUAGAAACAUAAAAUUUUUAAAAGUUGAGAAAAAUAGUAACAAUGCAAAUAUUGAAAAUGAAGAAGGGUUAUUAAAAAAAGGAGUAAUUAUAAGAAACAAGCAAAAUUCUAAUGCAAAUUAUGAUAAAAACAAUUUUGAUGAUAGAAAUGAUAAAAAAAAACUUAUAGUUGAUAAAUGCAAAAAUUCUUCUUCAAUUAUUUGUUCUAAUACCAAUUUAGUUCUUAAUAAAAAGAUCAAUAGUGAAUUGAAGACUAUAAAGAAAAAUUUUAAGGCAAAUAAUAAAUCAAAAAUUUUAUCAAAUAAUAAAAUUAAUAGCUGUACUAUAUCGAAUACAUGUUCAUAUAAAACCAGUAGCAGCAAAUUUAGCAAUAAUAAAAAUGAUAAAUAUGUGUAUUCUAGCAGUAGAGCCAAGAAAAAUAAUAAUUCUAGUUCUUUUAUACAUAAGUUUAAUAAAAAAGUAAAUGAUAUAAAUAAUAUUACUAGCAGUUUAUCAAAUGUAAAUAAUGUAUUAGAAAAUAAUAAAUAUGCAAAUUAUAAAAAUAUGAACAAUAAGAAUUAUCCUAAAAAUUUAAAUGUGAAUAAAGAUAUAGGAAUUUACAAUAAACAAAACUUAAACAAUUUUCACUUAGAAAAAAAUAAAAGUGUUUAUUUUGCAUCGAAUGAAAAAGAACAAAAAAAAUUAAAUAAUUGUGGAAAUAAUGACAAAAUAGUAAAAUUGAAAAAUCAAAGUAUAAAAAACAUCGAUAAAACUAGCGAAGAAAUAAAAAAUAAAAAUUUAAAUGAUAAUAAAAUAAUUAAUGAAGAAAUAAAGAAUGAAAAUUUAAAUGAUAAUAAAAUAAUUAAUGAAGAAAUAAAAAAUGAAAAUUUAAAUGAUAAUAAAAUAAUUAAUGAAGAAAUAAAAAAUGAAAAUUUAAAUGAUAAUAAAAUAUAUAAUGAAGAAGUAAAAAAUAAAGAUAUUUUAAAUAACGGAGAAGUGAAAAAUGAAAAACAUGUAGAUAUUAAUAUUAACAAAAAAUUGGAAAAUAAUUUAAUUAAGAAAAAAGUUACUGAAAGUGAAAAAAUAAGUAAUAAUAGUAUUAGUGAUAAUUCUAGUAAGAGUUUGAAAGGUAAUAUAAACUUAAAAAGAAGAAAUGGCACAAAUAUUAAAAAUAUAAAUAGAUGGAAUAUAACAAGUUCAACUAAUGUAAAAUUAAGUAAUAAUAUAGAUAUAUAUAAGAAUAAAAAAAAAGUCAACAAAAAUAAUAAUAAUAAUAUGAUUAAUAAAAAUAAUACAAAUAUAUCUUAUAAUACUGAAUUUAAUAAAAGCAAACACAUUAUUUCUACUACUAUUACUACUAGUAAUAAUAACAAUAAUGUUAUAAGAAACAAAUAUAAAGCAAACAUUUAUAAUAAGAAAGAAUCGCACAUAAAAAGGUUAAAUAUAAUUAAUAGAGAAAAAGGAAAUUAUAUUGAAGCAAGAAAAAAAAAUAUAUAUGAUUACAAUAAUAAUAAAUGUAUUAACAAAAACAAUUUUAAAGAUAUUAUAAAUGAGGAAAUGGAAAAAUAUAAAAGCAGUAAAAAAUACAAAUUAAAGAGUAAUUCAAUACCUCCAAGUACUCAAAAAGAAAAUAAUAAUAAUAAAAAUAUAUUUAUAAAAAAUGGAAAACAAGUAGAGUAUAUAAAUAAAAAGGAGAAAAUUAAUAAAAAUAUUGUACUGAAAAAACAGAGCAAUAGUUGUGACAAUACUAACAAAUCCUUAGAAAAAAUAAAAAGAGACAAUUCCGAAAAAAAAUAUUCGAAUAGUUCAUCUAAUAAUGAAAAAAAAGAAAUUUCAUAUUUUGAAUGGCUAGCUAAAGAAAAAAAAAAAAAAGAGGAAGAAGUAGAAAGGCAAAAAAAAAAAAUAAAUGAUGCAAUAAAUGAGGAAGAAAAUUUAAUGUUACAACCAUUGUCUGCAUUUAACUUAAAACAAAAUGAAAAAAUUUAUGAGCAAGGUGAUUUUAUAGUAGAUAAACAUCCCAUAGGAAAUGGAAGAACAGGAUUAGUUUUUAAAGCUAUAAUAAAAAAAGAAAAUGAAAAAGUAGCAUUAAAAGUAAUGGCAAAAGAUACUAUUUUAACUCUAAAUAUAGAAAGACAAGUUUUAAAAGAAAUAAUUAUUCAAGCUAGUUUAAAACAUAUAAAUAUUUUGCAGUUAAUUGCAUAUUUUGAAGACAAAACUCGUUUAUUUUUAAUUUUAGAAUUAGCAAAUGGUGGUUCUAUAAGAAAUAAAAUGAAAUUAAAAUCACAACCAUUGAAAGAAGAACAAGUAGCAUUAUAUGUUUAUCAAAUUGCUGAUGCUUUAUCAUAUUUACAUAAUUUCAACAUAAUUCAUCGUGACUUAAAGCCUGACAAUAUAUUAAUUCAUUAUUCUGAUGAAUAUUCAGAUAAUAAAAUAUACAAAUAUGGAAUUAUUAAAUUAGCUGAUUUUGGAUUCUCUUGUCAAUUAAAAAAUAAAAGACAAAAAAGAAGUACCUUUUGCGGUACUGUCGAUUAUAUGCCACCUGAAAUUAUUAACCAAAUGCCUUAUGACUGUAAUGUGGAUCUUUGGUGUCUAGGUAUAGUUAUUUUUGAAUUGUUAGUAGGUUUUCCUCCUUUUACUGAUGAUACUCAAGAGAGAAUAUUUAAUCAAAUUAAAGAACUAAAUUUUCAUUUUCCUAAAACAGUUUCUUUGACGGCUCAAGAACUAAUUUUAAAAUUAUGCAGUAGAACUGCUGAAGAAAGGAUUUGUGCUGAAGAAGUGAAGUCACAUCCCUGGAUAAAACAAUUUUUAUAA
Messenger RNA from Plasmodium relictum, 5205 nucleotides. It is a transcript of the gene ARK2, whose product is annotated as serine/threonine protein kinase, putative. The transcript is spliced from 3 exons. The record is from RefSeq and is a predicted model, not a curated record. Gene Ontology annotation, cellular component: spindle midzone; spindle microtubule; chromosome passenger complex. Gene Ontology annotation, molecular function: ATP binding; protein kinase activity. Gene Ontology annotation, biological process: protein phosphorylation; mitotic spindle organization; regulation of cytokinesis. NCBI's taxonomy places the organism in Eukaryota, Apicomplexa, Aconoidasida, Haemosporida, Plasmodiidae. The coding region runs from base 1 to 5205 and encodes 1734 amino acids.